UGACGUGUGUAAAAAGGCAGGUGUAAACCAUGCAACUUCAUACCUGUAAGUUCGCUGGAUAUUCCCUUGGCGACAGCGUAGAUCUUGGAGAGAUCCCCCCAUUUUCCUGACCUCAUGGCUACAGGUUUGGUGUCCCGUUCGAACGAUCGUGUUUUAGGGUUACACGAUCAUGAAUGUCUGCUACUGUGGAACAGUGUUAAUAAAGUGCGACGACUCAGAACACGAAUGGGACGUGUUUAUAUCGUGCCAUCCCAAGCAGCUGCCCUACGUCGUGGAUGUCUUGACAAAGGCAUUGGAGAACAUUGGCCAAAAGGUGUAUCUAUAUGAGAGAGAUUCCGAGCCCGGAACCGCCAUCGCUGACAACAUCUUUAACGCCGCCAUGUCGAGCAGGAAAACGGCUGUGUGCUUCUCUGAGGACUACCUGCACUCCGAAUGGAACCUGUAUGAGGCGAUGGUUGCGCAAGGCGUAAAACCCAGCGGCGGCCGUAUGGUGCCGAUACAACUGCUGCCCUGUCAGAUACCCCAGAAGUAUCAACUCGUGUGUCAGCUAAACUGUACCGACAGGUUACACAGGAGGUUCUUCUGGAGAAAACUGUUAGGUGCGCUGGACAUUCCGGACUCCAGCGACAUUGCAGACCAACUGAACGUCGUCUAUCCUGAUGGGUGUUUGGACAUGAUAUUGAGAACACACAUGCCUGACAUCAUCCCGAAUCCAUUGCCAAGGUCCGAGUGUGAAGCACUACGACAAAAUCCGCGGGAUAAUGCAGGACCGCUGCCUGUGGACCACCAGGAACAGAUGGCACACCUACUCGCUGCUGUUGUAUUCGCAAUCAUCGUCUUGUUGAACACUAUCUGCACAACUAUGGCUGUCCUUGAUGCUGAACACUAUCUGCACAACUACGGCUGUCCUUGGUGCUGAACACUACCUGCACAACUAUGGCUGUCCUUGGGCUUGGUGCUGAACACUAUCCGUACAACCAAGGCUGUCCUUGGUGCUGAACAGUAUCCACAAACAUGCCUGUCUUUGGUUUUGAAUGCCAUAUGCACAAAUACACCUGUCCUUGGUGGUGACCACCACGCACACACACCUGGUGCUUAACACCAUCAAUGGGAGAAGAAUACACAAUUAGUCAUCACAGAACUGACACUGUCAACAGUUUAUUGCUCUGUUACUGCCUGCAGUCCACACACAUUGGAAGUCCUAACCUGCAGUGAACACACUGAUAGAUAUACAUGUGCGCCAGAACUGGAAUGGUUGUUUCACAUUCAUUGUGUGUACAGCAUCAUAUACACAUAUAACGUUACCUUUCUUAAACAUUUCUUCUAUAUGUUGAAUAAGUUAACAUAUGCAUGAAAAUAAAGCUUUCUUUCCAAUGUUAGUAACAAGCAUCUUAAAAUCUAGGGUUCAGUUUUAGAAAUAGAUAUUCAAGUACUACUAAUAUGAGAAUGAUACAUUCCUUUCUGUAACAGUACAUAAUCACCAUAUUCAAGUUGAAGGAAAUAUCUAUGACUUGACCAUGAAGGACUAUUGAUAGCCAGAAAGUUUGGCCAUCACUUCAACAAAACAGAGUAAAAGAUAACCAGCAUCCUUUCUAAAGAUGUACACAACAAGAAUAAAACUUGAGUCUCAUCACUAGAGACAACAAGGGAAUUGUCAUACGAGAUAACAUCUUAAGAGAUCUAAAACUAUGACAAUUUCAAUACUAAUUCAGUGUUAUAUUAAGAUUGUUCAUGUAUUGCCCUACUAACAAUAAAGAGAGACAAUCAUUGAUACUAUAACAUCUAAGAACAACUUCAAGUAACCAUGUACAGUUUGGUACUUUGCAUAAUCUGCCAUUAUGUCCAACUCCUGUAUUUGCCUAAGUAUGUUGGUCCAUCUAUAUAUAACUUAUCUUCCACAUUACAACAUUUUAGUAGUACAUGCAUUGUUAAUGACAAAACAUUGUUACAAGUGUGAUCUUCUCAUACAUAGAAUAGUCUUUUAUAGUUGUUGCUAAAUAGUUGUUGCUAAAUAGUUGUUGCUUAUGCAAUUCCACAAGAUGUACAUAUACAUAUAUUAUGUACAGUGAUCACAAGACCAUCAUCUGACACAUACGUCAAACAUAUUAAUGUUUCUCUUUGUUUAUUCCUUGUUUAUUCUGUUGAGGAGCAGCCUUCAACAUACAGUUAGUGCUUUGCAUCUGUUAGUGCUGUGCAUCUGUUGCAUGUAGGAUCCCUGAGUAAAACUAGAAGUACAAGGACUACAGAUAUAAUUGUGGUCCUAUCUGGUAAGAGUUCAUUUGAUCCACAACAAGAGCAUCUCAAGUAUUUUGUCUUAUCUCCAUCUGAGGGACUGUUCAUUCCUUUAGUUCACCCAUACAGUUAAAAGUCUCUCUCUCCCUCUCUCUUUCUCUCUCUCUCUCCUAUACAUAUGGUGCAUUUCUUUAUGUUGAAUCAUAAUGAAAGUCUUUAAAACUGUA
Messenger RNA from Branchiostoma floridae (Florida lancelet), 2459 nucleotides. RefSeq lists its product as uncharacterized. Gene Ontology annotation, molecular function: transmembrane signaling receptor activity. Gene Ontology annotation, cellular component: membrane. NCBI's taxonomy places the organism in Eukaryota, Metazoa, Chordata, Leptocardii, Amphioxiformes, Branchiostomatidae. The transcript has 7 exons. Bases 170 to 919 code for a protein of 249 amino acids. Gene Ontology annotation, biological process: immune response; toll-like receptor signaling pathway. The record is from RefSeq and is a predicted model, not a curated record.